Molecule: messenger RNA, 2080 nt
Organism: Cyclopterus lumpus (lumpfish)
Lineage: Eukaryota; Metazoa; Chordata; Actinopteri; Perciformes; Cyclopteridae
Gene: lancl1
Product: LanC antibiotic synthetase component C-like 1 (bacterial)
Exons: 10
Coding region: 156-1376 (406 amino acids)
Biological process (GO): carbohydrate metabolic process; peptide modification
Cellular component (GO): plasma membrane
Source: RefSeq, a predicted model, not a curated record
GGGCAGUAGCGCGCAGCCUAACGCCACUUAUCGCCCUCAGGAAAAUAUAACGACGAGGAAGAUUUUAGCAUCAACAGUGCGAGACUAGCAGAGAUUUUUUUUUUUUCUUGGCCCAGUUAUUUAGCGGUGCGGCCAGUGACAAAGCUUUGAAAAAAAUGGACACGAGAGCCUGGAGGAAUCCGUAUCACGACUAUGACGGCAACCCCGCGUCCACACAGGCGCUGUUUGACUGCCAGGGGAAGCUCACAGCGGAGUUCGCCCAGCGGCUGAGCAGCAAGAUCAGCGAGCUGCUGGCUGUCAUGGAAAACGGGCUGAAGUCGGCCGACCCGAGAGAUUGCACCACUUACACCGGCUGGGCAGGCAUCGCUCUGCUCUACCUGCACCUCCACAACGUGUUCAGGGACGACUCCUUGCUCCAGAGAGCUCUGGAAUACGUCAACCGCAGCCUGAAGUGUUUGACCCGACGUCAUGACGUCACCUUCCUGUGCGGGGACGCAGGGCCCCUCGCUGUAGCUGCAGUGGUCUACCAUCGCCUGCAGAGGGUGCAAGAGACUGAUGAGUGCAUCAACAGACUGCUGCAGUUUCACCAGAACGUGGUGAAAGGUGCCGGCGGGCUGCCUGAUGAGCUGCUCUAUGGCCGGAUGGGUUUCCUCUACUCCCUCGUCUUCAUCAACCAGCAGCUGGGGCAGGACAGGAUCCCACUGCAGUACAUCCAGCAGAUCAGCGAGUCCGUGCUGGUGUCAGGCGAGCACCUCAGCAGGAAGUUCCGGGUCCAGAACCACAGCCCUCUGAUGUACGAGUGGUACCAGGAGCAGUACGUCGGCGCCGCCCACGGCCUGGCUGGCAUCUACUACUACCUCAUGCAGCCCGGCUUCGUCUGCGUGGAGGAGUACGUCCACAGGCUGGUGAAGCCCAGCGUCGACCACGUCUGCCGCCUCAAGUUCCCCACGGGGAACUACCCUCCCUGCAUUGGGGACGACCGCGACCUGCUGGUGCACUGGUGCCACGGCUCCCCGGGGGUGGUGUACAUGCUCCUGCAGGCAUACAGGGCCUUCGGCGUACCCCAGUACCUGGAAGACGCCCUGCAGUGCGGCGAGGUGGUGUGGCACUGCGGCCUGCUGAAGAAGGGCUACGGCCUGUGUCACGGUGCGGCGGGUAACGCCUACACCUUCCUGGCCCUCUACCGGCUAACGCAGGACCCCAAGCACCUUUACAGAGCCUGCAUGUUUGCAGACUGGUGCAUGAACUACGGCAAACAUGGAUGCCGAACACCAGACACUCCCUUCUCACUUUUUGAAGGCAUGGCGGGCACCAUCUACUUCUUGGCUGACAUCCUGCAGCCAAUGAAAGCGAGGUUCCCGGCCUUUGAGGUCUAAAGGUUUCCCCCACAGGUAGUCCUCCCCGCCCCUCCCUUCCUUCCCUUCCCCCCCCCCCCCCACUCCACACUGUGGGAAAAUAUAACAAGGAGAAGACCCACACUUUUGCUCUCUGUCACACUCAUGCAUGAAAGCACCACAUUCACAACAAUCGACAUUGUGCCAUGUUUUUUCCUGCUCUACUUUACCGGGAACUUUACAUGUUAUUAACGGGAUAAAUCCUAUACUCGCAUCUCAACUACAUCAUUGUCUCAAAGAUAUGUCAACGGUGAGAGCUUGCCUCGGUUUUUCGUUCCUCUUUUGUGUAUAAAAUAAUUAAAUUCUGUGGCUGUUGCUCAGAUUGUGAUUUCUUUUUGAGGGUUUCAGCAAAAAGGAAGGAAACUAGUUUUCCGGCUGUCAAAAAACCAUAAAUAAAACAACAAAACAUAACAAAAUAUUGUGUUUAAAACUAAAUGGUGUUCAGCUAACACUCAGCAACUGUAUAUUUGCUAAUCUGUAAGCUUGAUAUGUUAAAGACGGAAAUGGAUGCUUUGGUUUUGUUUUUGGUUUUCUUUUUCAGAGUCAACAGCAAAGCUAGUAACAACGCACUAAAUAUAAUACAGUCCAAGCUGUGCCAUGUGUUAAGGGAUUAACCCCGGAGUGUAAACUGUUGCCUGUCCUUUGCACUGUCUGAGCAAUAAACCAUGUGUCUUUUUACAGCUGUC